Messenger RNA from Dentiscutata erythropus, 276 nucleotides. Lineage: Eukaryota; Fungi; Glomeromycota; Glomeromycetes; Diversisporales; Gigasporaceae. The record is from the annotation of a GenBank genome assembly.
AUGCAAGAAGAAAUAUUUGGUCCCGUUGUAGCCAUUGCAAAAUUCAAGACUGUCGAAGAAGUAAUUGAAAAGGCGCAUCUGACAAAAUAUGGCUUGGCUGCAGCUGUCUUCACUAAAGAUAUGACUCGAGCAAUAAAAAUCUCAAAUGUGUUGAAAGCUGGCACAGUAUGGGUUAACUGCUAUAAUGUACUUAGUGUCAAUACCCCAUUUGGAGGUUACAAAGAAUCUGGAAUUGGUCGUGAAUUUGGAAAAUACGCGUUAGAAUUAUACACUCAA